CCUCCUCCAUCGUCAACUCGUCAUCGCUUCCACCGUAAUCAGAUUCUCCUCCGUCCGUGGCAUCGAAAUCAGAGCAGAUCUACCGUAGCCGUUCUCGAGAGGUUGAUUGAUUGCUGCAAAGCAACUAUUGUUCUUUCUUUCAAGCUCCAGGGCUCGCUAUCACCAGAAGGUAUAUAUCUCUUUCCCUCCUCCACAAGAUGUAGGCUGAACAAUGAAUUGCAAGCUAAUGAUGGUCUUCCCAGCAAAGGCCUUUUCUAUGAGAUGUCAUCUCUUGUAGAUUGAUCAAAGUCUGAAGCUUUGUGGCAACUUGUGUUGUGGGUAUCUCUCUUUCCUUUAAGCAGCCAUGACCUGAGCUUCGGUGAUCCUGAUUAUGAUGUAUGACCUUGUAUUACUACAUUUAUGUGCACACAUCUAGACUGAAAGAUCAUCAAAUUGGAUAAAAAUGCUAACUAUUAGAGACAGGAAGAAAAGACACAUUAAUCCGGCUACAGGCUACUCCUAGCCUGUUCUAUGUUUUCAUCGUUUCUGUGGAUAUCUUGUGACAAAGCAGUAUCUGCAAAGGUUUGAGAUUGUGCUUGUGUCUCAACCUUGUUCUUGUCCAAGCUUGGGUGUCCUGGCUGCAAGGAUUAGUAGUAGUACUGCAUGCAUAUCAGAAGCCUUCAUGUGGGCAUAUGGUCUUUGCAUUUGGCUAAGCUGUUUCUUGGAAGAAUCAGACUUGUAUGUAUGGUCUUGUUUAAUCCUUCACAAUACUCAUGAUAAGGAUUCUGUUACUUUGUUUCGAUAAGUAUUCCCAAUUACAGAUGAUUGCAUAAGUGUUCUCUCACUGUUAAUACUGAAAACAAUUGCAGAAACUGCUACCAAUGACGAUAAUCUGGUUCUUUAGAUCUUCUUCACAGGAGAGUAUGUAUUGCUACCAUAUUUGGGUUCUUACAAUGGUUGCUAGAGUUUCGUGGUGAUGAAACUAAAAUUUCUAUGGAUUUUUAUUUUAGUGAGUCCUAAAUCCUAGUUAGCAGUAUCUCCUCCUAACGUGGCAAUUUUUAUUUGUUAGUAUCAAUCCAGAAUUGAGCAGAAAGAACAUCUGCAACUCUCUCUGUCUGCAUGAAAAAUCCCUACUAUCCAAUAUAGAAGGCUUAUUGUCUUGGAUUCUAUAACUGGUAACUGAAAAUCUGACGAGAACAGGUUUUGACAACAAUGUCAAACAUAUCUAGGUGUUUGAUAACUUGGGUGCACGCAUGCUUUGAUCUGUCGGUUUCUUCAUGUAUUACUUUGCAGAGGUUUAUUGAUUGUCGUCAGUCCUUGUGUGUAAAGGAAGUUCAACUUGAAUUAGCUACUAUCUUUCAUUGUGAAAUGCUCAGGUAUUGCAUUCAAUCUCAGGACAUUUUGACACCUUUGGAUGGCUGAUACAGAAGGGGAGGAGCGCGGAACAGGGAGGGAUGAGCUUGCUGACUCCUUAAAUGAUCUCUUCAUUAGCAUCUCAUCUAUGGUGAAGGGAGAGCUUCAGGGGGCGAAUAACUCUCUUGCACUGCUCGAGAAGAUGAACCUAAGAGUAGCUGAAGAGUACGAGAGCUUUGGCGAUGUGGCUUCUGGGCAGAAAGUUUUCGUCGAGCAACUGAAGACUAAAAGUGGCAGCUUUGAUAUAUAUGUUCAACAAAUCGAUGCAAUAGAGCAGCAGGUGACUGAGUUUGAAGCUGUGAUCUCUAUGCUCGACAAAUACGUUUCUUUGUUAGAAUCCAAAGUGCAAUCUGUGUACCAGCAACAUCAUCCACCCUCUUAAGUCUUAAGUUACCUAAACUCUGUUUUCUACUGCAAUUCUUUCAAUUAGUUCAAUUAUGUUUGCAGCUCAUUGUAGUUUUCCUUUCUGGCAUGGUGAUUGCUCGAAAUCUGCUCAUUUUCUGGUGAUUGCGACUACCAUGUUGUGGUAAAUCGAACCGUGGAGUUAAACUACAGCAUUAUGAAGAACUAAAACAAUGCAAGAAAU
Messenger RNA from Linum trigynum, 1978 nucleotides. The record is from the annotation of a GenBank genome assembly. Lineage: Eukaryota; Viridiplantae; Streptophyta; Magnoliopsida; Malpighiales; Linaceae.